AGAAAAUUGCGUAUAUUUGCGUGCUAAGUAUUCAAGUAUAAGUACUCAAGCCACACAACUAAUUACACAAUAUAUUCAAACCUCUCGUUGAAAACACUUUAGCAUCUCAAAUGUCAUAAUGACAGAACAAAAAACAUUAAAGAAACAGCCAGUGCUUCCUGAGAAGAUUAUAUGAGAAUUUUGGUAUCGUCAAUACUCAAUAAUUUAAUGCUAUUGGACCUAUUUUGAAAUUUUCUGUGACUUCGCUAAACAUUGACCUCUCGAUAUGACGGUAACAUUUAUUGAAUUGAAUCGUUACAGAAGUUUGUACAAUUCUCUGCCUGCUGUAUAUUUUAAAAUAGUGACUAAGACCUGGUAAGAUGCUUCGGAUAUUCCCGCCUUCCAGAUGAUCACUGCAAAUGGCUGGCAACUUGAUUUUUAGGUUCCUACCUAUCCGAAGGGCAAGAACAGCAGCCUAUUAAGUACUAGGGCUCCGCUCUCGAUUAAAGCUAUAUUACAAAGUGAAAUAAACAACAACUGAUUCGUCCUCCCUUCAUUUUUCCUUAGUAUCACCCUGGAUUCUAUUUUACUGUCGUGUAGUAAUCAUCCAGUGUAAAUUCCACAGGAAUAGAGAGGCCCCGCUGGGCCCCCGAAGGUUGUCAUGCUCUCUGCUCACCACUAAUUGUUGGUUAGACGGUCCUAGCCUAUGCUCCCGCUAACUAAAAAUAUUGAACAUCAUGAGAAUUUAUAUAGAGAAUCAUUUGAAUCGUAAGCGAUCUCAAUCUCGUCAAUACAAUCGUAAUACAUCUAGAUCUUCUCAAAUACGAGUACGCCUGUUGACAAUGUACCUUUUUUAACACAUAAAAACUACGUUGAUUACUCAAAAUAAGGAACUGAAACUCAAAAUACAAUGAGUUACAAUCUUAAUUUUCUAUCAGUUUGAUUGACAAUUUGAUUUUAAUGUCAUAUAAUUUUUAUGCUCUUUACAGUUCCUCGAUUUUGUAACAUUUUUAUUGUUUAUCAUUUUUACAACUAUGUUUAAAGGGGGGCAAACGUUGCUUAAAGCAGUUAGUCGUUGUGUAGGCCGUAGUAAUGCUGUGAAACUCAAAAGAUUCAACAAUGUGCCUAAGAAUCAGUUUAACACAGCGAGCGCGAUGGCCGAUAAAUUCAAGUUACCUACUCGCUAUGGCACCGGUGAAAAGAGCGUCUGGGUGGAGUAUAUUCAAUUGGCUCUCGACCACAAGCCAAAAGCAAACCUUGGACAAGGUUUCCCCAACUUCUAUCCACCUGACCACAUCACAAACGCACUGGCAGCGGCCGCUACCAGUAAAAAUCCACUUUUGAACCAAUAUACUAGGGGAUUUGGUCACCCCAGAUUGGUUAACAGCUUAGCAAAACUGUAUUCGCCUUUAGUUUGCCAGAACCUUAAUCCGCAGACUCAGAUUUUAGUCACAAUCGGUGCAUAUGAGGCCCUCUACACAGCUAUUUUAGGUCACGUGGAUAGAGGAGACGAGGUGAUAGUCAUUGAACCUUACUUCGACUGCUACGAGUUCAUGAUAACUCGCGCCGGCGGCACUGCCAAGUAUAUACCUCUGAAACCAGUACCAGAUCCUAACUGUGGAAAUAACUUAACGUCAGCAAACUGGAAGCUUGACAUGCAGCAUUUGGAGUCGCUCUUCAACUGCUGCACAAAGAUGAUUAUCCUGAACACCCCCCACAACCCCACCGGCAAGGUCUUCACAAUGGAAGAGAUGCAGGUUAUAGCAUGUCUCUGCCAGAAGUUCAACGUCAUCUGUUUGGCAGAUGAAGUUUAUGAGUGGCUGGUGUUUGAACCGAAACAGCAUGUUAAAAUGGCGACCUUCCCCGGCAUGUGGGAGCGCACGCUUACGAUCGGAUCAGCGGGGAAGAUGUUCUCAGUGACUGGCUGGAAGACGGGCUGGUUAUAUGGCCCCGCAAAUCUUAUAUAUAACUGCACAGUCGUACAUCAAAACUGUGUCUACACCUGCCUUACCCCGAUCCAGGAAGCUAUCGCCUCGACCAUAGAAUACGAGUUGGCUCGUUUUAACACCCCAGAAUGCUACCUCAGAUCCCUAUCCAAAGAACUUGUACCAAAGCGAGACUACCUCGCCAAUGCCCUGAAGGAGAGCGGGUUCAUCCCUCAUAUCCCCGACUCGGGAUACUUUAUGAUGGCAGACUGGAGUAAACUGGCGGACAAAAUCGACUUGUCUAAGGAAAAGGAUGAGUACGCUGACUAUAGGUUCACGAAGAAGUUUGCUAAAGAGACUAGCGUUCUUACAUUACCGCCGAGUGCUUUCUUCUCGAAAAAGAGCAAGAAACUAGGAGAGAACUUUGCAAGGUUCUGCUUCAUCAAGCAAGACGAAAACCUGGCAACGGCUGCUAAACAAAUGAAGGACUGGUUUUGUAGUAAAAAGUUGAAAAGUUAAAGUGUAAAGUUUCUCUGAGCAGGUCUCGAGUAAGGUCGGCCACAGACUGUAGAGUUUGGUUUUUGAUUACUUGGGGUUGGGUAGGUAACCGGCAGAAAAGGUGUAUUAUGCAGUGUCUUAAACCUUUUAAAGUGUAAGUCAAUGGGGCUCAAUUUUACAAAUGAACAAAAUAGGGUAUUUACAAAUAAAAUCAUAUCAAUUGCCGGUCAAUUUAAAUGGUUCUUAAUUCUUGCCAGAUGCUUAACCCCUAGUUAAAAAACAUACAUUGCGCCUGCCAAUUACACUAGUUUUAAAGUACAACAUGCUAAACUAUUCUGAUCAGGCGUUUCAACAUACGUAGGAGUAUCUGGCAAAAGGACUUUUAACAAAUAUCCGGCAAUGGAUGAAGCAUUUCAAGAGUUACUCCGAAGAAGAGUUAAAAAAUGAGCCUUGCACAUACACGAAUUUUAAGUAGACACUAUAUUUGACACCUUAAUUAAACUAAUGUCCUCUCAAUUAAACACAGUCCAAACUCUGUAGUUGCUGGUCGUUCUUACUUGUGUCGGAGGCAGAAACAGUGUAGCUUUAAUCUUUUAUUGAAGGUCUAUAUAUAUAUUCUCGAAGGUCGAACUGUCGUAGGACCGGUCUUUAAAUAUGGUUUCGAUAGCAUGUUACUUAACUAUUGUAUUCAAAAAACAUGAAAUAGUUGUUAUUUUUAUUGCUGCAAUCUAGUAGGUAUAAUUGAUGAAUAUUUGAGUUGAAUCUUUCGAUGUUUUUUUUGUGUAGACGUCGAAUCCAAACGUGCUCACGACCCAACGACUGCAUGGCACGUUAAAAAUGCCACUUUUUGAAGUAUGUACUUAUCUCUUAAUAAACUUGCAAAAAUAUA
Trichoplusia ni (cabbage looper) is the source of this 3291-nucleotide messenger RNA. RefSeq names its product kynurenine--oxoglutarate transaminase 3-like. NCBI's taxonomy places the organism in Eukaryota, Metazoa, Arthropoda, Insecta, Lepidoptera, Noctuidae. Gene Ontology annotation, molecular function: pyridoxal phosphate binding; L-kynurenine:2-oxoglutarate transaminase activity. The coding region runs from base 1014 to 2423 and encodes 469 amino acids. The record is from RefSeq and is a predicted model, not a curated record. Gene Ontology annotation, cellular component: cytoplasm; mitochondrion. The transcript has 9 exons. Gene Ontology annotation, biological process: biosynthetic process.